This is a messenger RNA of Enterobius vermicularis (human pinworm), 263 nucleotides long. Lineage: Eukaryota; Metazoa; Nematoda; Chromadorea; Rhabditida; Oxyuridae. The record is from the annotation of a GenBank genome assembly.
UUCAUCUUUUUCAUCUCCAUCAUCAUCUUCAUCAUCUGCAGAAGCAUCAGCAUCAUCACAAUCAUCACUAUCGUCAUCAUCAUCAUCAUCAUCAUCAACAACAACAUCAUCAAGAACAACAACAGUAGUUCUAUCAUCAAUUAUCGCCAUUUAGAAUCAGCAAAAAAAGAAAACAACAGAAAUAAUAAUAGCAACGAGAACACAGAUUCACAUAACACAGUUAGCAGAAUCAUUGCUAAACAACUGAUAAAAGUAUGCUAAAA